Messenger RNA from Brassica rapa (field mustard), 1296 nucleotides. Its product is annotated as senescence-specific cysteine protease SAG12. Gene Ontology annotation, biological process: proteolysis. Gene Ontology annotation, molecular function: cysteine-type peptidase activity. The record is from RefSeq and is a predicted model, not a curated record. NCBI's taxonomy places the organism in Eukaryota, Viridiplantae, Streptophyta, Magnoliopsida, Brassicales, Brassicaceae.
ACCCCACUUCCAAAACCUUUUGGAGUAAUCAAAUUAGUAUCAAUAUCCUUCAACUUUUCUAAACCAAAUGGCUUUAACACAGAUCCAAAUCUUUCUCAUUGUCUCUCUAGUCUCAUCAUUCAGUUUAUCGAUCACUCUUUCUCGUCCAUUACUCGAUGAAGUCGCCAUGCAAAAGAGACAUGCCGAGUGGAUGACCGAACACGGCCGUGUUUACGCAGAUGCGAACGAGAAAAACAACCGCUACGCUGUUUUCAAACGCAACGUGGAACGCAUUGAACGCUUAAAUGACGUUCAAUCCGGACUAACGUUUAAACUCGCGGUGAACCAGUUUGCUGAUCUAACCAACGAAGAAUUCCGUUCUAUGUACACUGGUUUCAAAGGAAACUCUGUGUUGUCUAGUCGAACUAAACCAACGUCGUUUAGGUACCAAAACGUUUCUUCUGAUGCGUUGCCGGUUUCUGUUGAUUGGAGGAAGAAAGGAGCUGUGACUCCUAUCAAGGAUCAAGGCUUAUGCGGAUCUUGUUGGGCGUUUUCAGCUGUUGCGGCUAUAGAAGGAGUAGCACAGAUAAAGAAAGGGAAACUCAUUUCUUUGUCUGAACAAGAGCUUGUCGACUGCGACACAAACGAUGGUGGCUGCAUGGGCGGUUUGAUGGAUACAGCGUUUAACUACACAAUAACUAUUGGCGGCUUAACCUCUGAAUCAAAUUAUCCUUAUAAAAGCACAAACGGCACUUGCAACUUCAAUAAAACUAAACAGAUAGCAACUUCUAUCAAAGGUUUUGAGGAUGUCCCGGCUAACGAUGAGAAAGCCCUAAUGAAGGCAGUGGCACACCACCCGGUUAGCAUUGGAAUAGCGGGAGGAGAUAUUGGUUUCCAAUUCUAUUCGUCCGGUGUGUUCAGCGGAGAAUGCACAACUCAUCUUGAUCACGGGGUAACUGCGGUUGGAUACGGCCGAUCUAAAAACGGAUUAAAGUACUGGAUCCUCAAGAAUUCAUGGGGACCAAAAUGGGGAGAACGUGGAUACAUGAGGAUCAAAAAAGAUAUCAAGCCUAAACACGGACAAUGUGGUCUUGCCAUGAAUGCUUCGUACCCAACUAUGUGAAAAAAUCGGUUCAAUAUCCGGUUAAGCUUUAGAAUAAAUGUGUGUGUUGGUUAUAAUUUAAGACUCUGUUGCAUGUAAUUUGUGAAAUGGUAAGUUUAUGUGAUGCAAAAGAUUUGAUACUUUGAGUAAAAGUUGAGAACUUCAUUGUAUAACUGAUAUGGGGUUUGCUAUCAUAAUGAAAUCAGAUUCUCUUA